ACGUGGUGAAAAGUCUCAAAUCAAAUGCUGGAAAUCCUGGUCUGAACGAGGAGGCGGGCAUUGAGGACAGUGUUGGUUUAUUGGAAGCGGCGAGCGGCAGGAGUGUAUGUAGAUUCAGAUUCCUCCCUGCCGUGUUGUUCACUUUGCAGGCGGUAAGGACUGCAGGUGUUUCAGGCUGUGAAGGUCAAAAUUGUGAAGAUGCCUCAGGGUCAGUGGCUCAGAAAGCUGUGGAGAAGAGCCAUGGAUUCGCCUUAAAGCAUUUCAACCAGUUCACCAAACAGGCGGCAGACCGGAAGGCACGGCGUGGGGAAGGGAUGAUACCUUUCGUUGGACUCACCGAUAGUAGCAAAUUGAGCAGGAAUUGUUGUCAGAAUGGAGGUACAUGUGUACUGGGGAGUUUCUGCGUUUGCCCAAAACACUUCCUGGGGAGAAACUGUGAAUAUGAUGAACGUAUUAGGAAUUGUGGCAGUAUUCCUGAAGGAGCAUGGGUACCCAAAAAUUGUACUUGGUGUAGAUGUAGCUUUGGAAUCUUGCACUGCAUUCAAGGAUCACAAGAUAACUGUGAUAUUAGAAGAGACUUAAAGGAAGAUCACAAAUAUUACCAAUUACUCUCAGAUGGCUCUCAGCUGCUACCAUUGGGAUACCUGCUGCUGCCAGUGAUAUUCUUCAACAUGGGUGACCAGAACUGGACACAACACACCAGAAGAGGCCUCACCAAUGUCCUGUACAGCUUCAACAUAAUUCUCCUUGAUGAAAAGCAGACCGAAUCACAUGGAAAAAUCUGAGAAAAUCAAAGCAGUGAGGUUUACCAUUACUUCAUUACUCCAAAAGGACUACUCUGCCUUCCCCAGUCGACCAGUGACUAUAUGCACCUUCC
Molecule: messenger RNA, 877 nt
Organism: Chiloscyllium plagiosum (whitespotted bambooshark)
Lineage: Eukaryota; Metazoa; Chordata; Chondrichthyes; Orectolobiformes; Hemiscylliidae
Source: RefSeq, a predicted model, not a curated record